This is a messenger RNA of Coregonus sp. 'balchen', 2995 nucleotides long. NCBI's taxonomy places the organism in Eukaryota, Metazoa, Chordata, Actinopteri, Salmoniformes, Salmonidae. The record is from the annotation of a GenBank genome assembly.
AAACUUGGCCAUUGGCAUAGGUAUCCAGAAUUUCCCAGAAGGCCUUGCGGUGAGCCUCCCUCUGCGAGGUGCAGGGAUGUCCACAUGGAAAGCCUUCUGGUGAGUAACACUUCUCUGUUAGCAUCCAUAUAGUACCUUUACAUGGCCUACUCUGUUCCUCUGCAUCCCAUAUUAAGGGAAUUGUUUUAUCUUGGUUUGACAGCCAAUGACAGAAGGUGCCAAAAAGGGCCCCAAGUAGGGGUGUGAACGUUUAAAUGAAAUUGGGAUUGCCAACUUUAAGAAUAAAAGGAAAACAUUGAUUUGCCGUGUUAUAGCCUAACUAGAUGAUAGGCUAUAAAGGCCUGGGGAAAGUUGUGUAAUUUAAAUAAAACCAGAGAGGAAGAUGCAAACUUUAGGCAUGCAAGACAAGACAUUGUGAGAUACAGAUUACCAAGACAUGUGCACGGUUCUUUCUGCAUGCCCCCUCCUUUCUCUCCCAACCUUGCACUGGCUCACCUGCUCUUUCUCUUUAGUAAUGAUGAGAAUGUGUGUUCAGUCUUUGGUCUGUUGAAUGUAGAAUAUCCUAGCCUAUUCAUUGAUGAUAGGCCCUGCUUUAUUGAAGUUGCGAGACAUUGCAAGACAAGAAAUUGCGAGAUACAGCAUUCCAUUUUGAGAUACAGCUUUUGAUUACCGAUAGAUGAGCCUAGUGCACGGUUCUGACUCUGCCGACCUGCCUAUACUGUGCCCUCUUUCUCCAUCCCUCGCUAGCUCGCCAUGAAAGAUGUGAGUGUUUGUGUUCUCGGAAGUAUGGCAACAAAUCAGUCUCCUCUGUUCCAAAAAAUACAGAAUCUUAGAAGUUGAAGAGUCGAUUCCUAGCAGAAUCGAAUCUUGACACUCAGAAAUGGGAGUCGACACCGGGAGUCGACGUGCAAGGAGGCGAGGAAUGAAUUAUUUUGGAGUUGACUCUCCACUACUAUGUCAACAUCGUUAACAAUUGGAAAAAUGGCAGAGAAAGGCAAGCGACAGCACUAGGGGCAUUUGAAAUGAUUUCACUAUUAGAAUAAUAUCAUAAUAUUUUUUUGGGCUUUCCGGAUAGUAAAAUAAAAAAUAAAAAAACUUCAAAUGAGACUUCAUCACGCGACUCGAGAGAGCUGGUGCGCUGCGCUCUGCUUGUUUCAGCAAAAGGGUGGGGAAGGGACGAGCGAGGCACAGGGGCUGUUGUGUGUGACAGUAUAUGUGUGUGGCACGGAGGGAGAGAGACUCGCGCUAGUUAGACAAACUUGUUGCUGGCUGCCAUAGGUUAUCUAUCAUCUGGUAGUGCCUGUCUUGACUGCAUCAAAUUGUUGUAAGGAAGCUAGCUAGCUACAGUAGCCAGCUAAGUUAGUCAGCUAACUAGCUAAAGUAGCAAGGCUAAUUGAGGCUAUUUUUCGGCGCCCUUGUCUACAACAACCCCAUUCAUAUAAAACAAAAGCCUACUUGUUGGUUGGUCAUUGUAGCCUACUUAUUCUCAUUUAACCAACUUAAUUCUGUAAUUUUAAUUCCAUUUGACAUUGAUUAGAAAUCUCCCACUUUACUUGCUACACAUGGAGCCUCGUACUGUAGCGCCGCUUUGAUUGACGGUUAAUAACAACAAGCUACACUGUGAAACGUGUGUAGGUUACCGGUGCGUCUUUUUUAUGAGGUGCACUCAAAACUGUUGUUUUAAAAUGUGGAAUGUAAUAGUCUAUCCUUGUAGGCUAUGUAUCAAUGUCACAUAUACCAUUAUAUUUAAUUUUAGACAUAGCCUUUUCAUUGUUAAAAUAUACCGAUAUUUGUUUUAUUCUAAAAAAUUAAUACUAACGUCUGUUCGGAUAUUCAAAUAUUCAAAAUAACAUGCCCAUCCCUAGACAGCAGCGAAGUCCUGUAUUGCAAUAUUUUGAAAAUUGCAGUUAAUUUUUUUUUUUAUAAUUGUUUAUUUUUUGUCACAUCCCUACUCCCUAGGGUACUAACUAGGAUUCUAACUAACUCCUCAUUGUCUAUUUCCUCAGGUAUGGACAGCUCAGUGGUAUGGUAGAACCAAUUGCCGGGUUGCUAGGCGCUGUUGCCAUGGUGCUGGCGGAACCACUGUUGCCGUACGCCCUGGCCUUCGCUGCCGGGGCCAUGGUGUAUGUGGUGGUCGAUGACAUCAUCCCAGAGGCUCAACUCAGGUGAGUGGCCAUGCAGACUGAUGGAGAAUGUAGAGCGAGAGGAGGGAGAGAUGUUCUAUUAACAGUGCUCUCCCAUCGCUAAACUCAUGUCUUAGUCAAGGCUUAGCCCAUGUCCAACCCUUUAGAAAACACUUGAACAAUGUUUCCUAGUAAUACAUAAACAUACAAAGAGAGGGUGAGAGAAAAGGAAAGAGACAAUUUUUUCCCACCAUGAUUGCAAUCUCUUUGCGUGGUUGUUCAUAGCGCUCCCAUCUCUGUGACUGAGCCAGACUUGAUCAAUCGAUGUCUUUGUGUAAGUGUGAGCCGCAGGGAGGGAGAGUGGGAGAGGAGCAAAGACAAGGUCCCCCUGGAAUGUUCUGGUUUUCACAACCCUGGGCGUAUUGUUUGCUUUAAAAUUCAAGACGGGAAGCGAGCUGUCUUUUGGCUUGUCCUCUCUUCAACACCCAACGUUUUGUGUGGGUAGACUGUCACUGUGAAGUGUGUGCCUGCUGGCCUGUUUAUUGUGUGUGUGUGUGUGUGUGUGUGUGUGUGUGUGUUAGUAACCUGAGAGUUUUUCAAGUCUGUAUAUGUCAUUCUAUGUUUGUCAUUCUGUCUGUCCGUUUCUAUUUCUGCCUGUCUGUCUCUAUUUCUGUCUAUCAAUCUUAUCUUUCCAUACUCCGUUUAUGUCUCUGUGUCUCAGUGUACUGUAUAUGAUUGAAAUACUGUAUGACUACACCAACAUUGAUUAACCCUGUCCAUGUAUAUUGUCUUGAAGUGGGAAUGGUAAGUUGGCUUCCUGGACCUCCAUCCUGGGCUUUGUAGUGAUGAUGUCACUGGACGUUGGGCUGGGC